Molecule: messenger RNA, 6460 nt
Organism: Spodoptera littoralis (African cotton leafworm)
Lineage: Eukaryota; Metazoa; Arthropoda; Insecta; Lepidoptera; Noctuidae
Source: the annotation of a GenBank genome assembly
AUGGCUCCUUCACCCCAAGAAACUAUGGUGGAACAGCAGCCUAAGACCAUCCCUCGCGGAUUAACUGGUGAAGAGCUGGUGGACAUGGUAACCAACGAAAACAUUAGAUGGGACAUCGACCACCCUGAAAUUCCCAAACAUUUCGGCAUGAUAACCGGAGUAGACCGGUUCGAUGCUCAGUUCUUCAAGGUGCACUACAAACAAGCACUUAUUAUGGACCCUAUGAGUAGGAAACUCUUAGAGCAUGCGUACCAAGCUAUCUUUGACGCAGGUAUCAACCCAUUGGAGCUUCGAGGAAGGAAAAUUGGUGUUUUCAUCGGAGCUGCCUUCUCUGAGUCCGAAAAAAUUGUCAUUUAUGAGUCUAUUCAGCGGAAUGGAUUUGGUAUUACUGGAUGCAACAAGGCUAUGUACGCCAACCGUAUCUCCUACUGGCUGGAUAGUAAAGGUCCGUCUUAUGCCCUGGACGUGGCUUGCUCCAGCUCCAUGUCCUGCCUCGAGCAUGCUUACACCAGCAUCAGCAGUGGCGUGUGUGAGGCUGCCAUUGUCGGUGGUUGCAACUUGUGCAUGCAUCCUAAUGUGGCUUUAAAUAUGAGGAAAAUUUACUCUGAAGUGUACUACGCCAAAUCCUGCUACUCGAACACAGUUCAAGAGCAGUUCUUGCCAACUCGAAAACCAGAAGAAAUCCAAGAAUUUUUGGAACAAUUCUAUAAAGAAGCUGGUGUUUCUCCUCGUGAUGUGGAGUACAUUGAAGCCAAUGCCACAGCUAUUGCCGAAGCAGACGCCAAUGAAUUGGAAGCCAUUGGCAAAGUAUUUGCUAAAGACAAAACUGUCCAAGUUGGAUGCGUCAAAUCUAAUAUGGGUCAUUCUGAACCUGCUUCUGGAGUAUGCUCGCUAACCAAGGUAUGUCUGGCAUACCACACCGGCCAAAUCCCUGCGAACUUGCACUACUACGAGCCACAGGAUGAGAUUGAUGCAGUCCGUGAUGGAAGAGUCCAAGUUGUAACUGAGAACACACCGUUCGGGAGAGGAUUUACUGCCUUGAACUCUUUCUCCUACAGUGGAACUAAUGUCCACGUUCUGAUGAAAGGACAUUAUAAACCAAAGGAUCUAGACCGUUACCGCAGCAGCAUUCCUCAUAUAGUCCUCACUUCAGGUAGACAAGACCAAUGUGUAAAGAGUAUGAUUGAAAAACUUGUCAAGCAACCAGUAGAUCCUGAACAAAUCGCUCUUCUGCAUGAGAUUCAUGACAAACCUAUGGCUGGACAUACGUGCCGUGGAUAUGUUAUUCUCGGUACUGACGAGAACAAAGAAACUGUGUGUGUUGCUAAAGAAGUGGAAUACAUAGACGGCGUGACUCGUCCAGUGUGGUUCGUGUACAGUGGUAUGGGAUCCCAGUGGGCCACCAUGGGCGCUGAACUGAUGCGUAUCCCGAUAUUUGCUGCAGCUAUUGAGAGAUGUCAAAAAGCUCUUGAACCCAAGGGUAUAGAUAUUGUGAAUAUUCUGACGAAUCCAGACAAGGCUAUUUAUGAUAACAUCCUACAUUCGUUCGUGGGUAUUGCUGCAGUGCAAAUUGGUCUCACUGACAUACUGAAGGAGUUGGGAAUCGUUCCUGAUAACAUCAUUGGACACAGUGUUGGCGAACUUGGAUGUGCCUACGCUGAUGGCUGCUUCACGGCUGAGGAGAUGAUCCUGGCAGCUUAUAGCCGUGGUCUAGUGUCUUUACAGACACCUUUCAUUCGCGGUUCUAUGGCUGCUAUCAAAGCUCUGUGCCCACCAGAAAUUGAAGUGGCUUGCCACAACAGUUCCGACUCCUCAACCAUUUCAGGGCCAGCUGAUAUUAUGAAGUCCUUCGUCGCAGAGCUAACAGGUCGUGGUAUCUUUGCUAAGGAAGUUCCGUGCUCGAACAUCGCUUACCAUUCGAGAUAUAUUCAGGAUGCUGCGAAUGCCAUUGUGAUUGAAGUGGCGCCCCACGGGCUAUUACAAGCAAUCCUCAAACGUUCACUAGCCGAAUGUACUCAUGUACCACUUACAAGACGCGGCCACGCUGAUCCAGUCAAGUUCCUACUGGAAGCCUUCGGAAAAUUACACUUGGCAGGACUUACGCCAAAAGUUAAAGCGCUCUACCCAAGAGUAGAAUUCCCCGUUGCUACAGAAACUCCAAUGUUAUCGCAUUUAGUCGAGUGGGAACACAGUGAAAAAUGGCCGCAAGCAAAAUACAACGCAAAGGAUAGAAUCAAAACAUCGAUCAGAAAUUUCGUUCUCUCCAUACAUGAUGAUGACUACAAAUUCUUUGAAAAUUAUAAGAGAAAUGCUAUAUUGACGAUCGUAUGGGAAACUCUCGCCAUGUUCAAAGGUGUCGAUUACAGGACCAUGCCUAUUGAAUUCCAAAACGUGCACUUCAACGAAGAAAUUCAUUUCAAGGCCGAUGACCCUCUGAAGCUAGAUAUCAUGAUACUUAAAGGAAACAUGUAUUUCGAGGUUAACCACGACAAAACAGUUGUAGCUACUGGUUAUUUAACUGAAUUGAAUAAAAAGGACAACAUGAAUCGAGAAUUGGUGAAGUCAUCUGAUGCAAAGAACGUUACUCUAAAUACUCGAGAUGUUUACCAACUUUUGCGUAUGAGAGGAUACAAUUACGAGGGCAAAUUCCAAUCGAUCCAUUCAAUCACAUCUGAUUGUUCUACAGCGAAUAUUAAAUACACUAACGAAUGGAUCCCACUACUUGAUUCUCUUUUACAAUUUAUUGUAUUAAAGAGGGAUCAUUCUGGUCUAUCAAAAUUGACUCAAAUUAACAAACUGAGGAUCAACACUGAGGAACAUUUAAAUACUGUGCAGAAUGAUGUAGAUGGCGUUCCUUGUCUGACUGCGGAGUACUUUGAUAUUCAUAAUUUAACUAGAUGCGGUGGUAUCGAAUUUGAAACUGUGACGUUCUCCGAUAAGCUGCUAAAAGCAGCUUUGCACGUGAACAUACAAAUUGCUGCCGAUAACAUACCAAGCCGUCAAAUCAAAGUAACUGAACUAUUCUCAACUACAUAUCCAGAAAUUUCAAAGAUUUUAAGGGAAGUAACUGAAGAAAUUACCGACAAAGACUUUGUAAUGAGUGGCUUCAAUAAAAACGAAAUUGAUCUAUCUACUGUAUUUGUGGUUGACAAUUUAUUGGAAGAUGAACAUAAAAUGGAAACCCUAGCAAGAGUGCUGCCAAAAUCGACAUUCAUUUUGACUGUUGAAAAAGAUACUGCAAAAAUCUAUUCCAAAUACAAGUCAUUUAAUGUCAUAUCAUCAUUUAACGCUAAAAAUUACAUACUUGUGUUAGUGAACACUAUUGAUUCAAGCAACAAUGAAAACAUUACUUACAUGCCCAUAACUAACGAUAAUAAGUUUACUUGGGUGCCACGAGUCCGACACGAGUUGGAGAAGUCCAGGAAGCUGGUACUUGUAUCUGAAAGACAGCCAUACUCUGGACUUAUUGGUAAGGUUGAUGACUACCACUUAGAAAAUUUCAACACCGAGGCUGCCGUUUUCAAAGAUCAGAUUGAAAAGAAACUGUCAAUCAACAUAUUCAAGAAGGGACAUUGGGGAGGCUAUUAUAAUAUUCCGAGUCCCAAGGAGACUAAUAUUAGAAGUGUUGCCCUUACGAGUACUUCUCCUGGUGAUAUGGAUGGUUUGAAAUGGGUGGAAGUACCUCAGUUGCCUGCCAGCAAUACGAUGGUUCAGGUGAGUUACGUGGGGCUUUCUAACGAAGAUGCACAGAAUGCUAUCGGUACAUCCCUAGCACCAAACAAUGGUUUUGGAAAGGAGUUCAGUGGUAUCAACAUCAAUGGUGAUCGAGUAAUGGGAUUGCUUCCUGGAGGUGCAUUAAGAAGUGUUGUAGAAGCUGAUCCAGCUCUAUUGUGGCCUGUACCUGAACAUUGGACUUUGGAAGACGCUGCUACAGUACCUUUGGCUUACGUUAACGCAUUUUAUUGCCUUGACUACAUAUUCAAUAUGAAGCGUGAUGGUGACACCUCUAUAUUUGUAAACGGUGCAUCAGAACCUUUUGGACAAGCGGUCAUAUCCGUGGCUUUAUUCUUCGGAUACAAAAUAUUUGCUAAUGUUGAAGAUAAACAGAAGAAAGAAUUGUUACUUAAACUGUUCCCUGAGUUAAACGAGGAAAGCAUCGUGUGUUCCCGUGUAGAUGCCCAUAGUACAGUCAUUAUGAAUUCUAACGCUCAUUGUUGUAAUAUUGUCAUUAACUGUGCCAGCGGUCCGUUGCGUCAAUCUGCGAUGAAAUGUGUGUCUAAAAUGGGCUUCGUUUUGGACGUUUGUGAAGAAGACAUGAAGAAUAACAAAGAUUUUGGUUUAUCCUUCUUACGUGAAGAAAGGAAUUAUAAGGGUAUCAUGGUGUCUAGUAUAUUCAAACCAGAAUUUGCUGAAGAAAAGAAGAAAAUUCAAUUGUUGAUGGUUCGUGGAAUUAUGACGGGUGUAGUUAGACCUUUGAACCGCAUCGUAUACUCUCCCACGGAGGUCCCGCGAGCUUUCAGACUGACAUCACUAAAGAGGUUCUGUGGCAAUGUCCUCAUAAGAAUGAAGGAUCCGAACAUUUCUAGCGAAGAUUUAUGCGUCACUCCAAGACAAAGCUACUCUUCUGAUGGAUCCUAUAUUGUAGUGUGUGAUGAAUCGGAGCUUGGUUUCGAAGUCGCUGAUAGGUUGGUUCAUCGUGGUGCGAGAAAUCUUCUUCUAAACCUAAAGCCUAACUCUUCAGCUGGAUACUGCUACAUCAAAUUAGCGUCUUGGAAAAAACUGAACGUAAAUGUCAGGAUAUCGUCAGAAAACUUGGCAACGGAUAAGGAAUGCGUGAACCUAAUAAGAGAAGGAGCUAAAUUGGCGCCGGUUUACGGAAUUUUCAUAGUUGAGAAUUAUCAGACUGAUGAUAAAGAAGAUGAUUUAGAUACAGAGACGAUGAUGCAGAAAUUCAAUAACACUAUUCGCGUUGUUGCAAACCUGGAUGUGUCUUCGAGAAAUCUCUGCAAUAAUUUGAAGCAUUUUGUGGUGUUGAACUAUUCUUCAAAGGGUGCCAGCGACGAAUACGCGGUGUCUGUGAUUGAGAAAAUAUGUGAGGCGCGCAAUGAAGCGUGCUUGCCAGCCCUCGCCUUCCGCGUCGACUGGAUCAAUGAGUUUGAUACUAAUGGAGAAAACGGUACAAAAACACGAUCACAGAAACUGUCAACAGUUAUGAACGCUUUGGAAACAAGUUUGAAACUAAAUUACACAGAUGUCGUGUCAUUUGAUUUGAAGAAAAGAAACAAUUACGAUUUCUUGGCCAAACUCGCUAAAAUUAUUGAAAUCAAGUUACUUAUCAAGAAUGUAUAUAAUGUUGACUAUUGUACUGAGACUUUAUCUCAACUGGAUGUUGGAAGCUUGAAGAGUCUCGGCAGUAUCGAGAAGAGGCAGAAUACUAAAUUCGAUGCUGGUUUAGGAGCAUUCUAUACUUAUACUGAUGAUGACGAGUGUAUGGCUACUGAACCUAUGAUUCAAAUGCCGACUAAGCUAAGCAGCGGUACCGAGGAAGAGCAAGAACUUGAUCCAAAGGAGACUUAUUUGAUACUGAUACCAGGAUUUGAAGGACAUCACCAAAUGUUCUACCGCGUUACUGAGAGGUUGAAGGUCAGAGCCAUGACCUUCCAACUUGGACCUGACAUAAACCAGGAAAACAUUCAGAAAAUGGCUAUCGAUAUAUUGACGUUCAUGAAGAAGAGGUUCGAGCUCAAAUCCAAUUUCUAUCUGAUGGGAUAUUCCUUUGGUGUCAACGUUGCUCUAGAGUUGGCCGCAUUAUUUGAAAAAGAAGGUCGCGUGGGAACUGUGUAUUGCUUGGACAGCAGCCCAGAUGCAUUAAGAGUUCAGCUCGAUGCUUAUGUUGGCAAUUUAACUGAUACGGAGUUACAGAACAAAAUCGUAGAGCACAUGUACCGUCUCAUGACAGGAAGAGACAACGAGGAACUGAAGAACGACUUGGAGAGAUCAGAGACCUGGUCAGAGAAGGUGGACGCAUGUGUUAGUAGACUUAGGGAGUUGGCGAGCUAUUCCAACCAGUACAAGAGAUCGAUCCUAGAAUCGGCGUACCGAAGGAUCAUGCUGGCAAGGCAGUAUGAGCCUGAUUUCAAACUUGAAUCCCAACUGGUUCUCAUGAAAGGCAUUCCUCAUCCAAAAGCAGGACCUCUUCCUGAAGACUACAACUUAUCCAAGUAUACAACGAAGCCAGUGAAGGUGUUCAACAUUGAGUCUGACCAUGCCUCAGCACCCCACGAUUGCAGAGUGUCGAAUAUCAUCAACAAGUUCCUGGAUCCCGAAUUGCUAUCGAAAUUCGAGAAGGAAGUUCUCUGUGAAACCUACUUGGUUGAAUCAUUCAAAAUGUUGUAGAGUUUUUUUUUUAAUGUUCAUUGGAAUAUCAAUGCGCAUCAGUUACUAAGUUAGUUUAAUACGG